AUGGGCAGCAAUGUUUCGCAGGUCGAGGUGGAGGUCGGCCCUGGCAUGACGCAGGUUUUGGGUCACAAGACUUAUGGUUCGAUCUCGGAGUCCAUCAAAGAGAACGGCGAAGCCAUUGCGGUGAUGUCCCGAUCUUUCUGUGGAACGGCCACCACAGCUCCGGAAGGUACGAUGGAUUGGGUCGUGGGGCCAUCCUUAAGGGAGAAAUGGGAUGACCCCAAGCGCAAGAGCAUCUUCGAUUGGAUGAUGAAGAUGGAGUGGUCCAUGGUCGCUGCUCACGGUGGCUUUGCGGUAGCUGGGCUGAAACCGGAUGGCAGCAUGGGGGCUGUGGUGCUUGUGGCUCUGUACUCGGACGGUAUCCCUUCAGGACUUUCGAGCCACCUCGAACAGGUGCGAGGCUUCUUUGCAGGAGGCUUGCCACCCAAGAGCGAUGCAGGCGAAGCCUUCUGGGCAAUGAAAACCAGGGCUUUUGCAGCUCAAGAUGCCCUCGAAGAGGUGAAGGGCAAGUAUGUUAAGGGUCCUCAUGCCCAUGUGAAGGUUGUGGCAGUGGAUCCGGAUGCACAAGGAAUGGGCUUCUGUGGAAAGUUGAUGCGCUUUGUGAGCGCUUGGGCGGACAGCCGACACCUGCCGCUUUGGCUGGAGACUUCGGGCGAGAGGAAUGUGGCCAUCUAUGAGCGCUUCGGCUACAAGACCACGGAGCGCUUCGACAUCAAAUGCGAGACCUCUGAGUCAAAGGAGGACAUCCACCAUGGCGAGUUCGGCAUGCUUCGCUCUCCCCAGUGA
Molecule: messenger RNA, 783 nt
Organism: Symbiodinium natans
Lineage: Eukaryota; Dinophyceae; Suessiales; Symbiodiniaceae
Source: the annotation of a GenBank genome assembly